This is a messenger RNA of Spodoptera littoralis (African cotton leafworm), 1740 nucleotides long. The record is from the annotation of a GenBank genome assembly. Lineage: Eukaryota; Metazoa; Arthropoda; Insecta; Lepidoptera; Noctuidae.
AUGUAUCUUAGCCAAGUGCGUAAUUUUUUACCGUACUCAAGACUAGGAUUGAUGAACAUUCAGAACAGAUGUUACGAGAAAGUUGCUUUAAAGACUACGAAAUCUCAAGAAAUGGAGAACUCUAAGGCAAGCAUGCAGUCUGUGGGUUUAACUCCCAAACAAAUUGAAAUGUUUCCAACAGCCAAGGUGCAUAUACCGAUGGCGCUCACUAGUAGAGAGCCAAUUAUUUUACCUUUUGAUGAAGUACCUGGGCCGAAAUCUUUGAAGUAUAUAUCUAAUUUCCGUCAGUAUCUUUCGGUAAUAGGAACUCAGAUCACAGUAGGUGUUCUCACGAUGAUGCUUAAUGUGGGCACUUAUGUGAAUGCAAAGAAGCCACUGAAAAAUCUCUCUGCACUCUUUGAUGAAUACGGUCCCGUAGUUCGAUUUGUUAGCCCUGUGGGUGGGGACAUAGUUUUAAUAAAUCACCCAGAACAUAUUCAAAAAGUGUACGCAAUGGAAGGAAGCUAUCCCGUUAGAUCAAAUUUGGAUUCUUUGGAAAAAUAUAGAGCUGAGCACAGGAAUCAAAUUUACGGCGGAACGUUUACCGCUUUCGGCGAGGAAUGGCAUCGCCAGCGGGAAGUUGUAGUAGCUCCUCUACACGAAUCGGUGAGCAAACACAUGGGUGGCAUCAAUGAAGUGUGCGAGAAUUUUACAUUGAAGAUAUUUAACAUACGAAACUAUCAAGACGAAAUUACGGACAACCUGUAUAAGGAGAUUUAUAAGUGGUCCUUUGACUGUAUGGGAUUGAUCCUUUUCUCGAAGAAGUUUACCAUGUUGAAUACGGAGGUGGUAUACAGUCAGUGCGACAUGUCGUGGUUGUACCACAGCCUGGAGAAAGCCACAGAUGCUAUCAUCAAAUGCGAGUCCGGACUGCAGUUCUGGAAACUACUGCCAACGCCUACUUGGAGUUCCUUGGUCAAAUACUGCGACAGUUUAGACAAUUUGAUCGGAAAGUAUGUCUUGGAGGCAGAACAGUCUGUUGGAGUUCAACUCAAGAAUAUGCGCUCUAAUGUAUCUGAUGAAUCAUUUGCACUUGAAAAUAAUUCAUUGGUCAAUGCAAUGUUGGUUGGUGAAAACAAAAUGAGUGCUGAAGAUAUUGCUACAGUUAUUAUGGAUAUGCUUCUAAUUGGAGUUAACACUAUUACAUCUUCAAUGUCUUUUCUUUUGUACCACAUAGCGAAAUACCAAAGGGCACAAAAGAUAUUAUUUAGCGAAAUUGACAAAGUUGGUGGCGACCUCAAUAUAAGUAACAUGUCGGCGAUUAUUGAACAAACACCAUAUCUUCAAGCAUGUAUAAAAGAGUCUUUACGACUGGUUCCACCAAUUCCUGUGCUAACCAGAAUCCUACCAAAAAAUAUAACUAUUGACAGAUUCAAUAUACCUCGUGGCACCCUUAUUAUUAUGUCUACACAAGAUGCAUCUCUCAAAGAAGGAAACUAUGAUGAUGCAUCAGUAUUCUACCCUGAGCGGUGGUUGAAGGGUGAUGCAAAGGAAUAUCAUGCGUUUGCAUCUAUUCCAUUUGGUUUUGGAGCCCGUAAGUGUUUGGGCCAGAACAUUGCAGAGACAAUGCUCUCUUUGCUUACUAUCAGGAUUCUCCAAAAGUUUAAGCUGGAAUACCAUUAUGGAGAUAUUGGAUCAACAAGAAGUUUUAUAUCAAGACCUACUAAGGCACUUAAGAUUAGAUUCGUGGAUAGAAUUUAA